GGGGGAGACGCGCCGCGCCGCUCCGCGUUGUCCACCGUGACCAUUCCACAAACUGGAUUAUUCUUAUUUGGACUUUUCCACGCGUGAAUCCCGUGUGUGCUCGGACUCCUGCGCACUCUCCUCCUCCUCCUGCCGACACCUGACCUCCGCUCACUCAGGUUUUAUGUGAAAGAAGAAGAAAAAAAGAAGAAGAAGAAAAAGAAAAAAAGCAGCACCACGCGUGGGACUGUGGAUUUUAAAGAAGUGAUUGGACUUUUUCUGCGCUUUUCUCUCCAGUCAUGCCUCAUUGAAGCCAACUCUUCAUCAGACCUGCAUCCAGCUCUUCUCUCCUCCUCCUCCUCCUCCCCUCCUCUCCUCCUCUAUCCCUCCAUCCUCUCCUCCUCUUCCUCUCUCUGCCCACCAUGCCCUCCUCUUCCUCUCCUCUCCUCCUCUCCCUUUUCCUCCCCCUCCUCCUCCUCUCGUCCCCCCUCCACUCGGCCCCGGCGGCCCCUCCCUCUCCCCUGGCCUCGCCCCCGGGCAGAGCCGUGUACCGGGCAUUGGACACCUCCCUCACCCACCUGACCGUCCACCGGCGGACGGGUGAGGUGUUCGUCGGCGCCGUCAACAGAGUGCUGAAGCUGUCGGCCAAUCUGACGGAGCUGAGGAGUCACAUGACUGGCCCUGUGGAGGAUAACGCCAAGUGUUACCCGCCGCCCAGCGUCCGGGCCUGCGCUCACAGACUGGAGUCUUCAGACAACGUCAACAAGCUCUUACUGGUGGAUUAUACUGGGAACAGACUGGUGGCCUGUGGGUCCAUCUGGCAGGGCGUCUGUCAGUUCCUCAGACUGGAGGAUCUGUUCAAACUAGGAGAACCACAUCACCGCAAGGAGCACUACCUGUCCGGAGCCAGAGAGGCUGAUGGGAUGGCAGGUGUUGUCGUCGGCGAGGACGACUGGACCGCCGACCCCAGGAGGAAGAAGCCGGUGAAAGGCGGCAGUCGUCUGUUCAUCGGCGCCGCCAUCGAUGGGAAGUCGGAGUAUUUCCCGACUCUGUCCAGCAGGAAGCUGGUGCCGGACGAGGAGAGCGUCAACAUGUUCUCUCUGGUUUAUCAGGACGAGUUCGUGUCCUCGCAGAUUAAAAUCCCCUCGGACACGCUGUCGCUGUACCCGGCCUUCGACAUCUACUACGUCUACGGUUUCUCCAGUCGGACCUACGUCUACUUCCUGACGCUGCAGCUGGAUACGCAGCUGACGCAGAUGGAUGCCGGCGGAGAGAAGUUCUUCACCUCCAAGAUCGUCAGGAUGUGUUCCAACGACACAGAGUUCUACUCGUACGUGGAGUUUCCACUGGGCUGCACUAAAGACGGCGUGGAGUACCGACUUGUCCAGGCCGCCUACAAACAGAAACCAGGACGACGGCUGGCACAAGCGCUAGGCCUGUCCGAAGACGACGACGUCCUGUUUGUCGUCUUCUCACAGGGUCAGAAGAACCGUUCGAACCCGCCCAGAGAGACCGUCCUGUGUCUGUUCACCCUCCACGACAUCAACCUGGCGAUGAGGGAGAGGAUCCGCUCCUGUUACCGCGGCGAGGGCCGACUCUCGUUACCGUGGUUACUCAACAAGGAGCUGCCCUGCAUCCACACGCCGAAGCAGAUCGGAGACGACUUCUGCGGUCUGGUGUUGAACCAACCACUGGGAGGUCUAAGGGUCAUCGAGGGGAACCCGCUGUACGAGGACCGGACAGAGGGCAUGGGUGCCGUGGCGGCCUACACCUACGGAGAACACACGGUGGUGUUUGUGGGAACCCGGAGUGGACAGCUGAAGAAGAUUCGUGUGGAUGGGAUCCCCCCGCCGGCCCAGAAUGCUUUACUGUACGAAACGGUGACGGUGGUGGAGGGAAAGCCAAUCCUCAGAGACAUGGUGUUCAGUCCGGACCACAUGUACAUCUACCUGCUGAGUGAUUUGCAGGUGACCCGGCUUCCUGUGGAGAGCUGUGAACAGUACAGCAGCUGUUCAGACUGUCUGGGGUCCGGAGACCCUCACUGUGGAUGGUGUGUCCUCUUCAACAAAUGUUCCAGACGGGAAGCAUGUGACAAGUAGGAGCCUCACUUCAAUACCCGUCUGGACCAAUGUGUGGACAUCUCCGUUACCCCUAGAAACAUGUCAGUGACAUCGCCGGCAACGCAGUUGAUCAUCCGGGUGCAGAAUGUCCCGGCGCUGUCGGGGGGCGUGUCCUGUGUGUUUGAGGACCUGAGUGAAAGCCCCGGCGAGGUUCUGGCCAAGGGGCAGGUCAUGUGUAUGUCGCCGUCACUGAGAGACCUGCCGACGCAAACACACACUUACGGGGAGAAGCGUGUGGUCCAGCUCAGUCUUCGCUCCACAGAGACCGGACACCAGUUCAUCACCACCAACUUCAUCUACUACAACUGCUCUGUACUCAACUCGUGCACCUCCUGUGUCAGCAGCGUGUUUCCGUGUCACUGGUGUAAAUAUCGUCACGUCUGCACCAACAACCUGCAGGACUGUUCAUUCCAGGAGGGUCGGGUCAGCGGCAUGGAGGGCUGUCCUCAGAUCCUCCCCACUUCCGACAUCCUGGUCCCGGCCGGAAUGGUUCGUCCCAUCACGUUGCGAGCUCGUAACCUGCCGCAGCCGCAGUCGGGUCAGAAGAACUACGAGGUGUUGUCAACAUCAGGGGAAAGUCCAGCGCAUCCCGGCCGUCGCUUCAACUCGUACUGCAUCCAGUGCCAGAACACCUCGUAUUGGUAUGAAGGAGACGAGGCUGGUGACCUCCCCGUGGAUUUCUCCAUUGUUUGGGAUGGAGAUUUCUUCAUCGACAAGCCUCUGUCUAUGAAAGCGUUGCUCUACAAAUGCGAGGCUCAACGCUCCAGCUGUGGUCAGUGCCUUAAAGCUCCGCCCACCUUCGAAUGCGGUUGGUGCACUGAAUCCAGGAAGUGUCUCCUACGGCAACACUGCCCCUCCCCCGAACAGAACUGGAUGCACCACGGUCGACACAACCUGCGCUGCAGCCACCCACGAAUCACCAAGAUCGACCCCCUCACAGGCCCUCGAGAGGGAGGGACUCGUGUGACAAUUGAGGGGGAGAACCUGGGUCUGCAGGUGAAGGAGAUCGCCCACGUUCAGGUGGCCGGGGUCCGGUGUAACCCUGUCCCAUCUCAGUACAUCAGCGCCGAGAGGAUCGUGUGUGACAUGGCUGAAGCUCUCCUCCCUCAUUCGCCCGGCGGUCCUGUCGAACUCUGCAUCGGCGUCUGCAGCGCCGAGUACCGGACCCUCUCCACCCAGACCUACUCCUUCGUGAGCCCGAGUUUCAGUCGUGUCCGUCCAGAAAAGGGUCCCGUUUCCGGGGGAACCAGGCUGACAGUGACCGGUCGACACCUGGACGCUGGCAGCACCGUCACCGUCUACAUCGACAAAGAGGAAUGUCUGUUCGUGAAACGCACCAAUCGGGAGAUAAUCUGCAUAACCCCCGCCUCCUUGUCCGGCUCCGGCCCCGCCCCCAUCCGGCUGAUGAUUGACAGGGCGGAGGUGACGAGCGCGGACACCAAAUACAUCUACACCGAGGACCCGACCAUCACCAGCAUCGAACCCAACUGGACCAUCCUCAACGGCAGCACGGUGAUCACAGUGACCGGAACCAACCUGCUGACCAUCCAGGAACCCAAAGUCAGAGCCAAGUACGGCGGAGUGGAGACCAGUAAUUUCUGUACGGUCGUCAACGACAGCACCAUGACGUGUUUGGCUCCCGGUCUGGUCUACAGUAAACCGAACCCACCAGAGGGGGCGCUACGACCCGACGAGUUCGGCUUCAUCAUCGAUCAGGUGUCCUCUCUGCUCGUCCUGAACUCCACCCUUUUUACUCACUACCCCAACCCGACCUUUGACCCCCUGGGGAACUCUGGGAUCCUGGAGGUCAAACCGGGGUCACCCAUCAUCCUCAAGGGUAAAAACCUGAUCCCUCCCGCUCCCGGUAACAACCGUUUGAACUACACCGUCCUGAUCGGAGAAUCGCCGUGCCUUCUCACUGUGUCGGAGAACCAGCUGCUCUGUGAUUCGCCAGAUCUGACCGGAGAACAGCGAGUCCUGAUCCUGGUGGGUGGGUUGGAGUAUUCUCCGGGUACGUUGCAUAUCUACUCCGACAGCGCCCUGACGCUGCCCGCCAUCAUCGGCAUCGGGGCGGGCGGCGGCGUGCUGCUCAUCGCCAUCAUCGCCGUGUUGAUCGCAUACAAGAGAAAGACCCGCGACGCCGACCGGACGCUGAAACGCCUCCAGCUGCAGAUGGACAACCUGGAGAGCAGGGUGGCGCUGGAGUGUAAGGAGGCCUUCGCCGAGCUGCAGACCGACAUCCAAGAACUGACCAACGACAUGGACGGAGUGAAGAUCCCCUUCCUGGAGUAUCGAACCUACACCAUGAGAGUCAUGUUCCCGGGGAUAGAGGAGCACCCGGUCCUCAAAGAGUUGGACUCUCCGGCCAACGUGGAGAAAGCUCUGCGUCUCUUCAGUCAGCUGUUGAACAAUAAGAUGUUCCUGCUGACGUUCAUCCACACUCUGGAGGCUCAGAGGUCGUUCUCCAUGAGAGACCGAGGAAACGUGGCGUCGCUGCUGAUGGCGGCUCUGCAGGGUCGGAUGGAAUAUGCCACGGUGGUUCUCAAACAGCUGCUGGCCGACCUGAUCGAGAAGAACCUGGAGAACAGAAACCAUCCCAAACUACUGCUGAGGAGGACGGAGUCGGUGGCUGAGAAGAUGUUAACCAACUGGUUCACCUUCCUCCUGCACCGCUUCCUCAAGGAGUGCGCCGGCGAGCCUCUCUUCCUGCUUUACUGUGCCAUAAAGCAGCAGAUGGAGAAAGGGCCGAUCGACGCCAUCACCGGCGAGGCUCGCUACUCUCUGAGCGAAGACAAGCUUAUCAGACAGCAGAUCGACUACAAGCAGCUGAGACGGCUGCACCUGUUCAUGUCACCUGUGGAGACAAACUUGAACAGUUCCUCACCUUCACCUGCAAAAACCUGCAAAGUGUUGGAGGAUUUCAUGGAUGUUCUGGUUUUCACUCGGAUGCUUGUCUUUCUACCGGGUGCGACUGUGACCGUUCUUAACUUUGUGAUGGAGCAGAGUAAACCUUCGAGGGCAGAGAUCAGACCCCCGCAUACUGAGGCCGUGGACGGCGGCAACACGGCGGCCAUGUGA
Messenger RNA from Sphaeramia orbicularis (orbiculate cardinalfish), 5177 nucleotides. RefSeq names its product plexin A3-like. Gene Ontology annotation, molecular function: semaphorin receptor activity; protein binding. Gene Ontology annotation, cellular component: plasma membrane; semaphorin receptor complex. Gene Ontology annotation, biological process: semaphorin-plexin signaling pathway; regulation of cell migration. Lineage: Eukaryota; Metazoa; Chordata; Actinopteri; Kurtiformes; Apogonidae. The record is from RefSeq and is a predicted model, not a curated record.